AUGCUGCAAUGCACCAUUCCCUCCGCGGAACCCAAUGACAGUAUGGUUGAUGCGAUUGAUGGUGUGAUGCCCGUUGAAUCUAUGACGACGAAUCUGACCUCUAGGUCUGAGCUUUCCUGUACAUCCUCUGUCAAAAAGUCUUCGGAGAUCACACAAGACGCUGCCGAUCGUCCAUGCAGCCCCAUUGCUGCAUCAAAAAAUCGAGACGAGUUUCUUUUCACACCUUCCUUAGACAAUUCAGAUGUAAUGGAUGUGUCUCAUGCCAACUUAGCGUCAUCUGCCCAAAUUUCUACCAAGGGCUCAGCUCCAAUCUCCGCUGUCGAGGGUGAUGGCAAGACUAGUCCCAAUCCCCUUCAAAAUAAACCAGUUCCCAGUGAACCUGAAAACCUAUUAACUGAUAAAGAGCCAUCAUUUAUUGACGCUGAUGGAUCAUCUUUCAGAGCCGCAUCGCCAAACAUCACUUUCCCAGACAGUAGAAAUGAAAUUGACGGACCGAUUUCAGAAAAAGACACAAUACAGCAUAUAACUAAUGGUUAUCAAGAGGAAUGUGCCUCACCGUGUAGUAAAAACUUUUCAGAGUUUUCUAAUUAUGCAUCUCAAAUGCCAUGUGAGAAAUCUUCCCGUGAACAAGACCUCCAGUCUUUAGCCGCAGCGUUAACCAAUGGUCACCGUGACUUAGACGAACCACCGACCACCGACCAAUACGCUGCUGCUUCUCCAUUUCCGGCAAAAACUGCCACUGACCUUUCAGAACAACUUGAAGUCACCGAGCAGUCGGAAAAAAGUGUACCCUCUAUCGAAUGUCUAUCUGCGGUUCCAGAACUAGUAAUUGCAUCGUCCCACGCCAUUGAUAGAUCAAAUCCGCCUACUGAUGAGCUACCUUUGUCGAAAAAAACCGCGGCCGAUGUACCCUUACCUUCUAACGAUGCUUCGACCGAUAAUUGCAUAGAAAAUUUAGUGGACUCGCCUCUGUCCUCUCAAGCCCCACCUGACCAGGCUCCUGAGUCAUCCGUAGUCAUGAGCACUUCGUCUUCUUCAUUGGUUUCCCCGGUAGACUCCGGUAAGACUGAAGACGUGGUGGAACAUGUUCAAAAGCCUUCACAGGAUGUGUCAACUACUGACACUGAUGCGAAAAUUUCAUUGGAGCAGCAGGUGGAGUAUCUUUCAGGCCAACUGAGUAGAACUCAGACCCAGCUACAGUCCUUGUUGGAGGAAAAGCACCGCUGGUUGGUCGCUACUCGUCCCACACCAGCAGCUUCCCAGGACAGUUCCUCACUGGCUUCCGAGAAAGCAGCACUCGUAGUCAAGUACGCUCAGUCUGAACGCUUGCGCUGUAAGGCCGAGGCUCGCAUAAAAGAACUCGAAAGUCUGCUGAACAAGAACCGAGGCAACUCACUGACUGAGUCGUCCUCUCCAUCUCCUUCGCCUGCUCUUCAAAAUGACACAAAAGAGUUUCAAAAACAGCUGGACGAAAUGACAAAAAUGUUAGCUAAUUCGCGGGAACGUGCGGAGACCUUCCGACACUCUCUGCGCCAAGAGGAGUCUCGAGUUAGCGACCUGAAUGCAAAGUUAACCGCCACGAGGGAGGCACAUCGCUCGGAGCAGAAACGAGCGGCUUCACAGGUAGAGACCAUCUCACGUCUCAAUCGGGAGUUGGAAUCUGCUCGGCGUCAGCUCAAGGUACUCGGGCCCGGGCCCUUAUUCUAG
Messenger RNA from Dibothriocephalus latus, 1707 nucleotides. Lineage: Eukaryota; Metazoa; Platyhelminthes; Cestoda; Diphyllobothriidea; Diphyllobothriidae. The record is from the annotation of a GenBank genome assembly.